This is a messenger RNA of Gracilinanus agilis (Agile Gracile Mouse Opossum), 1218 nucleotides long. RefSeq names its product tricarboxylate transport protein, mitochondrial-like. NCBI's taxonomy places the organism in Eukaryota, Metazoa, Chordata, Mammalia, Didelphimorphia, Didelphidae. The record is from RefSeq and is a predicted model, not a curated record. Gene Ontology annotation, biological process: mitochondrial citrate transmembrane transport. Bases 1 to 960 code for a protein of 319 amino acids. The transcript has 10 exons.
AUGAGGCGGAAGGCUGAGGAGGGCCUCGGCCCCGGCCUCCCCCAGCGAGGCCUCAGCCUGGGCCUGGCCGCUGCCUCGAAGCUCCACUGCACCAAGAACACCCACACGGGGAAGGCGAUCGUGGCCGGUGGCAUCGCUGGAGGCAUCGAAGUCUUUGUCACCUUCCCCACAGAGUACAUCAAGACCCAGAUGCAGCUGGAGGAGAAGGCCAAGAAUCCUCGGUACACCACUGUGGGUGACUGCAUAAAGCUGACCAUCCAGGAGCACGGCAUCCUGGGCCUCUAUCGGGGCCUCAGCAGCCUGCUCUAUGGCGCUAUGCCCAAGUCAGCAGUGAGGUUUGGCACAUUUCAGUUCCUGAGCAAUUACGCCAGAGACGCCAAUGGCAAGUUGAGCAACAUGAGGAGUUUCCUCUGUGGCCUCGGAGCCGGCGGCAUGGAGGCCGUUGUCAUCGUCUGCCCCCUGGAGACCAUCAAGGUGAAAUUUAUUCAUGAUCAGAAGAUGGGGAAAGCCAAGUACCGCGGCUUCUUUCAUGGGGUUCAGGAGAUUGUGCGGGAACAAGGCCUACACGGAAUCUACCAGGGCAUCACCGCCACCAUCAUCAAGCAAGGAACCAACCAGGCCAUCCGCUUCUUCACCAUGACCUCCCUCCGCAACUGGUACCUAGAUGAUAAUCCGCAGAAAAAGAUGAACCCCGUCAUCACGGCUAUCUUUGGGAUCACCGCAGGAGCAGCCAGUGUCUUUGGCAACACCCCAGUUGAUGUGGUAAAAACAAGGAUGCAGAGCCUGGAAGCCUCCAAGUAUAAAAACACAUUGGAUUGUGCCAUCCAGGUCUAUAAAAACGAGGGCGUCAGGGCGUUUUACAAGGGAACCCUUCCGCGCCUGGUCAGGGUCUGCCUGGACGUGGCCGUCGUCUUCGUCCUGUAUGACGAAAUUGUCAAAUUUCUGAACCUGAUCUGGUGACCGGCCGGGGACGCUGCCCAGCGGACCUGAUGCCGCUCCCGCUCUCCUGCCCAGGAAGGCCUCGCUGCUGCCUCGGGGAUGGGCGCUGGGCUCCAGCCCCCGCCUCCACUGGGGCCUCCUUUGAUGGGAGUCCAGGCCUGCCCAAGCCCUCCUCCCCGGGCUUCCCGGCCAGGCGCGCCUGGGCCCUCUCCUUUCUGUGCCAGCGCCGGGGCGGCACCAUCAGCUUCAUCCCCCUCCUCUUUCAGCCAGAGGAAGAGA